Messenger RNA from Boleophthalmus pectinirostris (great blue-spotted mudskipper), 3365 nucleotides. RefSeq names its product glyoxylate reductase 1 homolog (Arabidopsis) (gene glyr1). Gene Ontology annotation, molecular function: oxidoreductase activity, acting on the CH-OH group of donors, NAD or NADP as acceptor; NAD binding; NADP binding. The transcript has 16 exons. The coding region runs from base 87 to 1601 and encodes 504 amino acids. NCBI's taxonomy places the organism in Eukaryota, Metazoa, Chordata, Actinopteri, Gobiiformes, Gobiidae. The record is from RefSeq and is a predicted model, not a curated record.
GACGUAGCGGGCGGAAAAGCAGCGCUCACGUGGGGCGGUGGGUGUGUGUUGUUCAUUCACUGCGACGUUUUAUUUAAAGUUGUAAAAUGGCGACGGUGCAUCUGCGGAUUGGAGAUCUGGUCUGGGGAAAGCUUGGUCGAUAUCCGCCAUGGCCCGGAAAGAUCGUAAGUCCUCCAAAGGAUUUGAAAAAACCCCGGGGAAAGAAAUGUCACUUUGUCAAGUUCUUUGGAACUGAAGACCAUGCAUGGAUAAAAGUGGAGCAGCUCAAGCCUUACCAUCCUCACAAAGACGAGAUGAUCAAGAUCAAUAAAGGGAAGAGGUUUCAGCAGGCGGUGGAUGCUGUGGAAGACUACUUAAAGAAGGCCAAAAGCAAGGACCAGAACUCCGAAGGAAAAGCAGAGUCCAAAGGAAAAAAGAAACCUCUGAAAAUCCUGGAUGAGGAUGAUGAAGAUCUUAGUGCACUGAAGGACCCCUCAGAAAAGGACUUAACAGACUCUGACCCCGAGCCGUCCGCUCUAGAGAGGCUGGGCAGUGCGUCGGACUCGGCAUUCAAGUGGGACAGCAGUCCAGUGAAAGAUGAUCCACAUUUCCAUCACUUCCUCCUCAGCCAGUCUGACAAGCCUGCAUCAUCAAUGGAACCUAUCAGUAAGAGACUGAAAAUUGUAGAAGAGGAUUCAGGAUCGACCUCCAUUCAGGCCGCUGACAGCACAGCCAUCAAUGGCAGCAUCACACCCACAGACAAAAGGAUAGGCUUCCUUGGUCUGGGGCUGAUGGGGAGUGGGAUUGUCUCAAACCUUCUCAAAAUGGGUCAUGUGGUCACUGUUUGGAACCGUACAGCAGAAAAGUGUGACCUGUUCAUUCAGGAGGGGGCCCGCUUAGGACGGACGCCUGCUGAGGUGGUCUCAAUGUGUGAUAUCACCUUCUCUUGUGUCUCAGACCCCAAGGCAGCCCGGGAUUUGGUGCUGGGUCCCAGUGGAGUGCUUCAGGGGAUCAGACCAGGGAAGUGCUAUGUGGAGAUGUCCACCGUGGACCCUGAAACCAUCACAGAGCUCUCCCAGGUGAUAACGUCACGAGGAGGCCGCUUCCUAGAGGCCCCUGUGGCAGGAAGUCAGCAGCUCUCCAACGACGGCAUGUUGGUGAUUGUGGCAGCAGGGGACCGCACAGUGUAUGAGGACUGCAGCAGCUGCUUUAUGGCCAUGGGCAAGACCUCCUUCUUUCUGGGAGAAGCAGGAAACGCUGCCCGUAUGAUGCUCAUUCUCAACAUGGUGCAGGGGAGCUUUAUGGCCACCAUCGCAGAAGGACUGACCCUGGCCCAGGCCACAGGACAGUCCCAGCAAACCUUCCUGGACAUACUCUGUCAAGGCCAGAUGGCCAGCACAUUCGUGGACCAGAAAUGUCAAAAUAUUUUACAGGGUAAUUUUAAACCAGACUACUAUUUGAAGCAUAUUCAGAAGGACCUGAGAUUAGCCAUCUCUAUGGGUGACAAUGCCAACCACCCAACACCGAUGGCAGCAGCAGCAAAUGAGGUUUACAAGAGGGCUAAGGCACUAGACCAAUCAGACAACGAUAUCUCUGCGGUCUACAGAGCCUACAUCCACUGAAGAGCCAGGAGAUGUCCUCACCUUCACUCUCCCUCCAUCUUAACUGCUUCCUUUUUAAAUUGUCUCUUCUCUGCACCCCCGCCCGCACAGAUCUCACUGUGUUAGGGGCCAUCUGGAGCAUUGUGCUGGCUGUACUUGAUUUUUUUUUUUUUUAAUAUACUGUGAUUGUCCGUGACUGGCUGGUUGGUUCAGGACGGAUAGAUGAGGCUCUUGUGCCACAUACACAGACUGUACUGAUAUUUAGGAAGGUAUUUUACUGGUCAUUUUUCAUGUAAUGGCUUUAUUUAACAGUGUUCUUUUAUGUUGAGAAAAAUAACCAAGAACAUGCCACUGCAUUGCCUUAAUAUGCCCUUUUCACGCUGCCUCCUUCUCUGCUCUGUUUUUUCUCAAAAGUGAGGAUCUGCUCCUCCCGCUUCAUUUUCCGAGGAUUUAGCAGUUGCGUUAAAUAAAUCAUUAUUUAAAUACAGACAGCUAGUUAAAGAUGGAUAAUCAAAGAAAGCAUGUUAAGACCUUUACUGUGAUGUAAAUACUUCACUGGAGUACAGUUCUGUGUUCAUAAAAGUAGGCAUUUGUGUCUCCAAAUUACCGUAAUACAAUCCUAAUAAAUCUCAAAUUAGAACAUGCUUUUUUUUUUUUUUUUAUAAAAAUAGAUCUAAGGACAAGUCGUUUAGUUUUGCAUGCAGGAUAAUCCAAAUUGUAGCACUAUUUUAACAUCUAUAAUUAAACCUGUUAUUCAAAAUCAACUUGUCAGUGUUUUUAACCUUGUUAAAGUUGUUCCCCCUUCCAAUUUACAGUCACCUUUACAACUCUCCAACUUGUAUUGGGAAAAUGUAAUUUAAGAUCAAUAUUGAGAUUUAAAAUGUCAAAAUUUUAUCAAAAUGAUCCACAGCUGUCAUUUAUUUAGCAUUAAUUUAACUAUAUAGCACACACAGGUGCAAAAUAUCUUCUUUAAUUUUAAUUCAAUUAGCAUUAGCUUCACAAAUGCUUACUUCUAUAAGUGCAGUUUCUUCGAGUGAUAUAUUUACCGUACAUCAUAGUAAAGGCCUUGACAUUCUGUGAUUAUCCAUCUGUAACGUCUCGUGCAACGCUUGCUAAAUCCGCAAGGAGAAUAAAUGGAGCGGGAAGAGUGGAUCUGCACUUCUGAGAAAACUAGAACUAACCAGGCAGCAGCAUGAAAAGGUUCUAUAAGUAUUUAUUUGUUUUUUUCCUCUGCCCUUUUAGUCAGCUUUGGUCAAAGUUUGCUUCAUGUGCUUUUAAGUUUGAAAUUAAGGAGAUUUAGUUGAACAAAGAAACUAUUGUGAGGCCUUAAAUGCAAAGAUAUUUUUUCCCAUUGUUUUUAGAACAUUUUAUCAUCCAUCAUUAAUUAAACUAUGUUUGGAAAGAAAAUCUUUUGCAAAAAACAUUUCAUAACAUCUGUCUUUUUUACAAGCACGUUACACACUUUGAAUCAAAUUAACUGAUGACUUAUUUCAAACCCCAGUCAUAAAGGAGUGAAGAGGUGUUUUUAAGCCUAUUGUAAAUAAGCACACUUGGUAGGAUUUAUUUUAUAUUAACAAUGAUACACGUGCUACUUUGACCUAAGUCCAUUGUGUCUUAAUAUUGUAGACUUCUAAUUGACUGGCUUUGUAAUCAGGAUUCUUUUCGAUAAUCUAAACUGUUUUAACAGGAGGGUUUCAACUUUGGUUUGGGGGCUAUUUAUGAUUUUGUGUACUUGUGGAAAUAUAAACCAUUUGUGCUGUUUAAUAAAUCCUCAUAAUUACUGUU